UUUCCUAUCUCGCCCCCUGCACGCCCUCUCUGCCCCAUUCACUCCCGCUCUGCCCCAUUCACUUCCUCUCUGCCCCAUUCACUCCCGCUCUGCCCCAUUCACUUCCUCUCUGCCCCAUUCACUCUUUCUCUGCCCCAUUCACUUCCUCUUUGCCCCAUUCACUUCCUCUCUGCCCCAUUCACUUCAUAGUCUUCCACAAAUCCCCCGCAUUCAUGCUCGCUCUCACCCCUUCUCUUUCUCUCUUUUACAACCUCCCUCCGUCCUUCUCGAUCAUACGUGUUCCCAAAUUUCAGAUGAGCUACCGGUGCCCUGCCUGCAAGUGUAUUGGGUUGUGUGCACACGGGCACUUAACCCAUACCCCAGCUACUUGCUCACUCUGCUUCCUUCGCUAUGAUCCCUUUUCCUCUCCCGUGUGCAAUGCAUUCCCCCCACCCUGUGUUGCUCUCCUCUCUGCAUGUGAGCGUGCAACAGCAACUUUCCUGGAUAUCGUGUCCGCUCCUUCAGCUGCAAUGGUGUUGGUGAGUGCUGCGGUGCUGGUGGGUGCUUGCUGUGUUGGUCGGUGCUUGCUGUGCUGGUGGGUGCUUGCUGUGCUGGUGGGUACUGUUGUGUUGGUGGGUGCUUGCUGUGCUGGUGGGUGCUUGCUGUGUUGGUGGGUGCUUGCUGUGAUUGUGGGUACUGUUGUGUUGGUGGGUGCUUGCUGUGCUGGUGGGUGCUUGCUGUGUUGGUGGAUGCUUGCUGUGCUGGUGGGUACUGUUGUGUUGGUGGGUGCUGCUGUGCUGGUGGGUACUGUUGUGUUGCUAGCUUAUUACCCCGCCCUGCCCGGCAUUUAUUCUCCCCUGCCAUCCUGCCUUCCCCCUGCUGCCAUCCUACCGUCCCCCACCUGCAUUCUGUUCCCUCCUCAGGGCACUCCGUUUCCCCUCCUCAGUGCCUUCCCUCUCCCAUCUUGCGUGCCAGCGUCCCCCCCUGCCUUCCUUCAGUAG
Closterium sp. Naga37s-1 is the source of this 980-nucleotide messenger RNA. The record is from the annotation of a GenBank genome assembly. Lineage: Eukaryota; Viridiplantae; Streptophyta; Zygnematophyceae; Desmidiales; Closteriaceae.